Messenger RNA from Talaromyces proteolyticus, 2091 nucleotides. RefSeq names its product Alpha/Beta hydrolase protein. The coding region runs from base 226 to 1896 and encodes 556 amino acids. NCBI's taxonomy places the organism in Eukaryota, Fungi, Ascomycota, Eurotiomycetes, Eurotiales, Trichocomaceae. The transcript is spliced from 2 exons. The record is from RefSeq and is a predicted model, not a curated record.
CUAUGCUGGAAGUAUACGCAUUUAACCCGAGCAAAGGAAUAUUCCAGGCUUGUUUGAGGAAACAUACAAUGUGUGCCAUGUGCUGGUUGCCUGUUUAGCGAUGUUCGAUUUGUCUAACUUAACACUCCUGGAUCUUGAACGAACCCCGAACUCCGACCACGCUUAGAUAAAUAGGCCGGCGUCCUUCAUCAAGAAGUCGACUUCACCCCACUCAGCGAGUAUGUUAUGGAUGAGAAGCGACCCCCAGGAGAUUAUUAUGCUAGGGAGCCGCAAAGAAGAACUCAAUGGUCAAAGUAUUGGGCCAUAAUUCCAUUGGUGCUAAUAUGCUUUAUACUAUGGUCUGAGGCGAAGCUGUCACGUCCACUGCCGAGGAGUGCACGGAAUUAUAUUCAAUAUGACGGAGAACAUAUCAGAUGGGCGCCAUGUGGAAGUCUCGAAGACAUAUCACUCGAGUGUAGCAGUAUUGAUGUUCCUAUGGAUCAAUUCAGUACAGAUAAUCCAGAGAAUAAGACGUUUAACAUCCCGCUCAUCCGCAUGCGCGGCAGGGAGGCGACCCAAAAUCUCCUUCUCAAUCCCGGCGGUCCCGGAGCAGGCGGCUUCGACUUGAUGUACCGCCGAGGCAAGCAACUAAAGGCUUUGGUAGGUGAGGGAGUCCACCUAUUGUCAUUCGAUCCACGUGGAGUAAAUAGCUCUACUCCCUUGGCAUCGUGCUAUCCGGAUGAUAGAACGCGUCGCGAGUUAGCUCCAGUCAGAACUCAAGAUGUGUUCAAUGACAGUCCCGAAGUCUACGCGUGGACGCAGAAUUUUAUCAGAGCAUGCUCUGAUACGAUGGGAGAAUAUGCUAAGUAUAUCAAUACCCCUCAGAUAGCCGCCGAUAUGAACAGCAUUCUGGAUGCGCUCGGUCAGGAGGACAUGGCGUAUUGGGGCUUUAGUUACGGUAGUCUGCUGGGCCAGACAUACGCGGGACUGUUCCCUGAGCGAUCUAGACGAAUCAUCAUCGAUGGGGUUAUUAAUCAAUUUCAAUGGUACGAGGGUAUUUACGAAGCAGAAGCAUUCGUAGAUGCUGAUACUGUUCUGGACGGGUUUUUUGAGACUUGUAUUAAAGAAGGUGUUGGCAGGUGCUCUCUAGCCGCGCUCGCAAAGUCAAAAGAAGAAUUGCGUGAAAUAGUCCUCUCGAAUAUUGAAAAACUCAAGAAACAGCCGAUUAGUGUAUACAUCGACAAUUCUGCUUACGGCUUACUUGACUAUGAGAAAAUCUGGUAUAACGGCGUUUAUCCUGCCCUCCUCAAGCCUCAAACGUGGGCCACUCUGGCGGACAAUCUUCAUAGGUUUAUUGAAGGUAACGCAACAGACGCAUUUUUGGCUUACGGUGGCGAGUCAACUUGGGAAAUGCGACAUGAAUCCAAUGAAUUUAUCACGCUUAACGACGGUCUCACUGGCCCGGAAUAUUGGCCCCAGGAUAGGAAAUCGUUGCUUGAUAAGAUCGUGCCGUUUUACAAUCGGAGUCUCUUUGGUGCCAGUCAGAGUAAGAUAUACUACAUGAAACAGCAAUGGACCUUGCCGAGAACGCACCCAUAUCUGCCGCGCAAAGGGAUAAAGACUGCUCAUCCAUUGCUGAUUCUCUCGACUACGUACGACCCGGUGUGUCCCCUAAGAGCUGCCCGUUCAGCAAAUGAGGCUUUUGAAGAUUCGAAGAUAGUCGAGGUACAGGCAUAUGGUCACUGCUCUGUAGCGGUGACGUCAGCCUGCCUCGACAGACAUCUACGAGAGUUUCUAUACGAAGGCAAGCUGCCUCAGUCUUAUACGAAGUGCAAUAUUGAUUCUCCAUAUUUUGUCAAAAUGGAGGAAAGUGGCCAUGUAUCUGCUCAUGGGAAUUUCGAUAACCCGUAUGGCUAAACAAACCGCUUUACCCAGCUGUAAGUUCCAAGACAAUGGAACUAUCAAGGACUUCUCCGAUACUAGUUAGCAUAGACGCUUUGUGGCGGUGAUUUCGACUUCAUCACCUCCAAGACUAGAAUUGAUUCUAAAUUGCCUCUUUACAUGUAAAUUAGUGAACUAAUAUUAAAUAUGAAUACCAUUUCUUUGAUCGAA